Molecule: messenger RNA, 750 nt
Organism: Coniophora puteana RWD-64-598 SS2
Lineage: Eukaryota; Fungi; Basidiomycota; Agaricomycetes; Boletales; Coniophoraceae
Product: thaumatin-like protein
Exons: 3
Coding region: 1-750 (249 amino acids)
Biological process (GO): defense response
Cellular component (GO): extracellular region
Source: RefSeq, a predicted model, not a curated record
AUGAUGAAGACUGCCAUCGUCGCUGCUUCCCUCGCUCUCGCGUCCGGCGCUGCCGCUCGCUCCAUCACCGUCACCAACAAGUGCUCGUACACCGUCUGGCCCGGUCUCUACACCGGCUCCGGUGACGCCCCCGCGCAGGCCACCGGCUGGGAGGCCGACUCCGGCAACACCGUCACCUUCGACGUCCCCGACAACUGGACCGCCGGUCGCAUCUGGGGUCGCCGUGAGUGCGACUUCAGCACCAACCCCGGCCCCAACUCCUGCGUUGACGGUGGCUGCAACGGCGGCCUCCUGUGCACCGACCCCGGUGUCCCCCCCGCCUCGCUCGCCGAGUUCACCCUGAACGCCAACAACAUGGACUACUACGACGUCUCCCUCGUCGACGGCUUCAACAUCCCCAUGGCCAUCGACAACACCGCCGGCUGCUCGCAGGCCUCGUGCCCGGUUGACCUCAACCCCAACUGCCCCUCCGACAUCGCCGGCCCCACCGACAGCUCGGGCGCCGUCGUCGGCUGCAAGUCCGCCUGCUACGCCAACCUCGACGGCAACCAGGCCGACUCCGCCAACUGCUGCUCGGGCUCGCACAACACCGCCGCGACGUGCCCCCCGUCCGGCGUCGCGCACUACGACUACUUCAAGAGCAGCUGCCCCAACUCGUACGCGUACGCCUACGACGAGUCCUCCGGCACCGCCCUCUGGACCUGCGCGUACAGCGCCAGCACCGACUACACCGUCACUUUCUGCCCUUGA